Molecule: messenger RNA, 747 nt
Organism: Linnemannia hyalina
Lineage: Eukaryota; Fungi; Mortierellomycota; Mortierellomycetes; Mortierellales; Mortierellaceae
Source: the annotation of a GenBank genome assembly
AUGAUGAUCAAGGAAUCUAUUGGCGCAGAGUCAGAACCCCUCCCAACCUUCGAGUCAACCCUCGUGGUGGCAUUUCCCGAUGUGCUCAUGGCAGGACCCAAGAUUCUCUUGUCUGCAGCUCCUCACGCCGACUCUAUCCCUGCCUGGUCCCACUUCUGCACAACACCUGAACCAACACACAAGCGAAGCUCAGCGACAUCAACGUCAUUGGCUAGUCAGAAGAAGAAAAAGGCGCUUGAGGCGAGUGCGAUUCGGUAUUCGACGGUACCAGGAGGAGGAAUUGGACUGUUGACGAUUGCGGUCGCACCACCCACGAACGAGCAGAGCUCGUAUUUGUGCGAGGCGAUUGUGAAGCAGGCUAGAGCUUCGGGUACGGGGCGGAUUGUAUUGGUUGCUGCUUCUAAUUUCGCGAGCAAGGUUCAGGAUACCCACAUCGUGCAACUUCAUCAAGAGGGACAGUUGGGACUUGCAGCGGUACCCAAGGACGUAUCACUGGGCGACCAUAUCUUGAGCACGUUCUUGACGCUUUUGACAUACAUCGACAUCCCGACUACUGCUCUUAUGCACCCGGCCAAGAAGGGUACCAACCUUCGGGAAACAAGGGCGAUUAUCGAGAACUUGACGCGUGCGUUAGGAGUGGUGGUUGGAGAUCAGGCAUCGAAGGUGUUCUCGGCAGACAAGGCGUUCGACUACAACACCUCUACGGCCGAAGAGGAGGCGAGCACCGAGAGUAUGAUGUAUUUGUAG